This is a messenger RNA of Rosa chinensis, 1359 nucleotides long. RefSeq lists its product as uncharacterized. Gene Ontology annotation, molecular function: nucleic acid binding; RNA-DNA hybrid ribonuclease activity. The record is from RefSeq and is a predicted model, not a curated record. Bases 1 to 1359 code for a protein of 452 amino acids. NCBI's taxonomy places the organism in Eukaryota, Viridiplantae, Streptophyta, Magnoliopsida, Rosales, Rosaceae. The transcript has 3 exons.
AUGCGGCUGCACAAGCUCAUGAUGAACCCCACCAAGUGCGUUUUCAAAGUUCAGGCAGGAGAUUUUUUGGGCUUCAUUGUCCAUCAAAGGGGUAUUGAGGUCCCUGAGGAUAAGGCAAGCGCAGUCAUCAACGCCUCUUCCCCGCGCACAAAGAAAGAGUUACAACGAUUACUGGGUAAAAUCCAGCCUUUUUCCCCACUACUAAGACUACAAGGACAGAACGAGUUUGUGUGGGAACCUCAACACCAAGAGGCUUUUGAUAAAAUUAAGGCCUAUUUGGCGAGCCCGCCAAAAGCAGUGAAGGGACAAGCCAUCGUAGACUUUCUAGCACAUCACCCUAUGUUGGAUGUCCCCACAGUGAAGGAGUUAGAGAUAGUGACCACAACCAUAACUCGACCAGAUUUGGUGCGCAUUCCAGAAUAUGCUAUUUGGUAUCAGGCCACAAUCUCCCUUCAACCCUGGAUAUUAUUUUUUGAUGGCUCAAGAACAGAAACACUAGCAGGGGCAAGGAUUAUUCUGGAAAACCCAGCGGGCGAUCAUUUUUCUUAUUCUUUCCAAUUAGAGUUUAAGUGCACUAAUAAUCAAGCAAAGUACGAGGCCCUCAUUAUUGGCCUCGAGGUCUUACUGGAGCUAGGAGUGAGAGAUGUCCAAGUACGCGGUGAUUCUUUGCUUGUCAUAAAUCAACUUCAAGAGAAGUACAGGUGUGUGAGUUGCUUGCUUGUACCAUAUUUGAAUCGCGCCACUGAACUUCUGGAUCAAUUCAAUGACGUGGAGUUGGAAUAUAUCCCUCGCGAGCGCAACUUUGAGGCCAACGAACUUGCUCAACUGGCUACAGGCAUUACUUUGAAAUAUGGGGUUCGAGAGCGAAUCCUGAAAGUUGAACGACGCACGCUGCCUUCUUGGCUCGCGCCGCCUGACCCGCUGGAUGAUCCAAUCAUUGCUGUCCUUAAACCUAUUGAUAUAGACUGGAGCGUCCCUUUGAUUGCUUACCUAAAGCAACCAGACUCCGUUGCAGAUAGGAAGACUCGUUUUCUUGCCUUGAAUUACUUUCUCAGAGCCGAUGAGCUGCGUCGACGUGGCGAAGAUGGCAUAGACUUUCGGUGUGUGUUUGGCCGAGAUGCAAAACGUUUAAUGCGAGAAGCACAUGUCGGCAUAUGUGGCACCCAUCAAGCGGGUCCAAAGAUGCGUUGGCUCAUCAGGCGACAUGGUUAUUAUUGGCCCAACAUUUUGAAGACUAUAUCACGUUCGCGAAAGGCUAUCAGGAUUGCCAGUCUCAUGGACCAGUUCAGCAUAUUCCCAAUAUUCCCAUGCAACCUAUUAUUAAACCUUGGCCUGCGGGAGGAUGGGUAUUGGACUUGA